Messenger RNA from Puma concolor (puma), 441 nucleotides. The record is from RefSeq and is a predicted model, not a curated record. NCBI's taxonomy places the organism in Eukaryota, Metazoa, Chordata, Mammalia, Carnivora, Felidae.
AGCGGCGGCGGUGGCUGAAACGCGGGGAUGGCGGGCGCCGGGAGCGAAUCCCGGUUCGCCGGGCUGUCGCUGGUGCAGCUCAACGAGCUGCUGGAGGACGAGGGACAGCUGACGGAAAUGGUGCAGAAGAUGGAGGAGACGCAGAAUGUUCAGCUUAACAAAGAAAUGACGCUCGCCAGCAACCGGAGCCUGGCAGAAGGAAACCUUCUGUACCAGCCUCAGCUGGACGCCCUGAAAGCACGUUUGACCCAGAAAUACCAGGAACUCCAGGUUCUCUUUGAAGCCUAUCAGAUAAAGAAGACCAAAUUAGAUAAACAGUCGAGCAACGCUUCCUUGGAGACCCUGUUGGCGCUUCUUCAGGCAGAAGGAGCCAAGAUUGAGGAAGACACGGAGCUGGACAAGAAGGAUGGCAUCUACCCGGCUCAGCUCAUGAACUACUAG